Molecule: messenger RNA, 2868 nt
Organism: Aureococcus anophagefferens
Lineage: Eukaryota; Pelagophyceae; Pelagomonadales; Pelagomonadaceae
Exons: 14
Coding region: 13-2202 (729 amino acids)
Biological process (GO): signal transduction; peptidyl-serine phosphorylation
Cellular component (GO): cAMP-dependent protein kinase complex
Molecular function (GO): cAMP-dependent protein kinase activity; cGMP-dependent protein kinase activity; ATP binding
Source: RefSeq, a predicted model, not a curated record
CAACAUUUUGCAAUGCAAUUUCUAGGCUUGAAGAAGAGGGGUGCCAUCAAAACUGUGGUCAAGGAAGAUUUCGAGAAAGUUCUGGUUCCAAAGACCCCCGAGGAAGCUGUUCGCCUUCGAAAAAUCUUAUCGCGUAACUAUCUUUUUAGCGAGCUCGCCACGGGACAGCUCGACAAUGUUGUCGAGGUCAUGAAGCCGCUGAAGUUCAGUGCAAAUCAAGAUGUGAUCCGCCAGGGGGAUAUUGGAAAACACUUAUACGUCCUAGUUUUGGUCGACGGCAAACUCUUGGCUGAAUAUUUUGAGACUGGGUGCUUUGGCGAGCUUGCGCUGGUCUACAACGCCCCGCGCGCGGCGACUGUUCGUACCACAGAGGAAAGUGACCUUUACAGUCUCGAUGUUGGGUCAUUUCGCCAUGUGCUUCGUGAACAAGCAGGCGCCCGCGAGCGCGCUCACCUAGCGUGUGUCAAAAAAGUACCACUUUUGAAGACGCUGGACUCUCGGAAGCUGACAGCUUUGGUCAAAUCACUCGAGCUCAUCAAAUUCAAAGAUGGUGCCAAGAUUAUACGACAAGGCGACGAGGGGGAUGCCUUCUAUAUAAUUGAGACAGGAUCGGUCGUGUGUACUCGCGUCAACACCAGGGGGGAACAAGAAGAGCUCGCAACGCUCACAGCUCCUGACUGCUUUGGGGAAAUGGCGCUGAUGGACAAUUCACCAAGGCACGCCACUGUAGUAGCUAAAGAUGAGGUGCACUGCCUUACGCUCGACCGUGCGCACUUUGUGAAGCUUCUCGGCCCUCUCAAAAGCAUUUUACAAGCACAUUCGUGCCUCCAUGUUUUGCGUUCCAUUGAACUUUUUUCAGAACUGACAGACGCGGAGUUGGAUUCAAUCGUGAAUGCAAUGCACUCUGAGAAGUUUAGUCGUGGCGCUCCGAUAAUCAGAGAAGGCAAGAAAGGAACCACAUUUUAUGUUAUUCAAACGGGCAGCGCAGAGGUGAGUAAAGACGGGGUGACUAUUGGGCAGCUCCAAUCGGGAGACUACUUCGGCGAGCGUUCGCUCAUUGAUGGUUCCCCGCGGAGUGCUUCCGUGUUCGCAACAGAAGAUGUUGUUUGCUACACCCUGGAGCGCAAAAAAUUUGAAUCCUUGCUAAUCAACACAGCUGGAACAGCGGGGAAAUUCGAAGAGGAGAUGAAGCGACGAACUGAAAGUGGUUUAUUGCUACCGCCAUUCGAGGAACUUACGGUAUGCCGCUUACUUGGCCAAGGUACCUUUGGCCGGGUAAAGCUCGUGGAACACACGCGAACGGCGAGCGUGUCACAACCUAACCCGGGCGUCGGUCAAGCAACUAUUCUAAUAGUUGUAAAACAGCAACAAGAGAAGAACGUGAUUGCAGAGCGUGACCUCCUUUAUGAGUGUGCAUCCACCUUUGUGUUGAAGUUACAUAUGACGUACCAAAGUACAGAUGAGCUUUUCUUGUUAAUGGAGCUCAUCCAAGGAGGUGAACUUUGGCAGUACAUCUAUGAGAAGAAGCAUUUACUGUCACGCACUUCGCUUGGUGGAGCGUGUGUGACGUCUGCUCUACAUUACGUUCACAACAAGGGUGUUGCAUAUCGUGAUCUAAAACCAGAGAACUUGUUGAUGGACUCUGCCGGUUACAUAAAAAUGAUUGACUUUGGGUUUGCAAAAAGAAUUCCUUACAAAAAAAAAGGGAAAGAAAUGUUACAGACAUUCACGCUUUGUGGUACACCAGAGUACAUCGCCCCUGAAAUCCUUCUAUCUAAAGGACACGACAAAGGCGUAGAUUGUUGGGCCUUGGGCUGCCUCAUAUAUGAGCUACUCUGCGGGCGUACCCCGUUUGUCCACGAUGAUCAGCAGCAGAUAUUUCGUGCGAUUGUCCAGGCCAACUCAAAGCUUCGAUUUCCCUCAGAGAUGGAUGCAGAUGCUCAAAUGCUCAUCAAGGGCAUGCUCGAGGUAAACCCCGCGCGGCGCCUAGGGAACCUGAAAGACGGCCUCUCUGCCGUGCCGGGUUCAGUGUGGUACCAGGCCACCAAAUUUGAGUGGGCGGCACUUUCCGCACGAACUGCGAAAGCGCCAUACCUACCACCCGUCAAAGACGAAAAAGACACUUCAAACAUCGACUCGAUGGACGAUGACGAUAGCGUUCUAAAGUAUCGUGGAAAUCAAGACAUUUUCUUCCAAUUUUGAUUGUCUCUUUGAUCUAUCAAUUCAAUCGUGAUUGACCUCCCCUCCUUCAAAGAUAUGUUGUUGUGGCUGCCACGCGUCAUGGCUCCCUGGGUGCUAAGAGAUUUCUUUCUUCAGUCCCAUGGCCCCGAAUUUACUCGGGUGGCAGUGCGCGAAACAGAGACGGCCUCUCCCGAGUGUGCAGACACAGUCGAAUCCGGCUUGUGCCGGCCCAUCCCGGUGUGCUGGCAAACCGGGCGGCCCGCGGAAGCGCGCUUGUUCAGUUUGGAGCUACAAUGACAGCGGCUAGAGCUUCGCACGCAGCAACUGCCAGUCUCGUUGGCGCGGGGAAGGGGGUCGUGGAACACAGCAAAACGCGGGAACUACGCCGUAUUGGGCCGACACGGAGUGGCCUUGAAUGCCAACAGUAGUACGAUAGUGGCUGCGCCAUCCAAGCGCGGUCCGCCGGCCUUCCUUCUGGCAUUACUUGAUUUAAUUUGGGCCCAGCCCCCCUUCGAGGGGAGAGUUUACCUUGCUUCCUUUAGCCUCGGGCUAGUGGGAGAUACGAAGCUGCGCGACUGCGGACUGGUUGUCGCAGUAGACGCGGCUCAGGUAGGGAUGGAGAGGCCGCUGGGGGGAAGUGCCCCUGGCGUCCUGUGGUCCGUCGGCCUUCAUUCUGGCAUUACUUAA